AUGCGGUACCAAUACUGUGAAAAGUGCAAGAAGAAGGUCGGUGAGAGCCACGAGUGUGGGAAGACGUUUUGCACCAUCUGCUGCAAACCGUGCCCAAAAAACCAUGUCUGUGCGCACCCACUUCCAGCUGCUGCCAACCGGGACACAUGUUUGACGAAGCAGGCAAAUGUGCGCUACUUUGUUUACGAUUUCGAGACGAUUGUUCGAUCCAAAGAACAUUCAAUACCAAAUCAUUCAAUACUCGCCACCGAAAGUUGUAAUGUUGCCGCGUACAACAACUGCACGCCCACUAUUGUGCACACAGCGGAUCAUGUUUUCUCAAUGGAUAUUGCUGACAUGACAUAUAUCGAAACAACAGUCUCUCAUUACUCAUUGUAUGAGAAUGGCUCUUCCACCGCGGACAAAACGCUCGACGUCCCAGCAUCUGGUCACUUUUUGAUUAGAGCACCAGACACUUUGUUUGUUCAAAUUGGUUCCCGGAGAUUCAUAUUAGCGCGAUCGUAG
Molecule: messenger RNA, 504 nt
Organism: Caenorhabditis remanei
Lineage: Eukaryota; Metazoa; Nematoda; Chromadorea; Rhabditida; Rhabditidae
Exons: 3
Coding region: 1-504 (167 amino acids)
Source: RefSeq, a predicted model, not a curated record